GGGACUCGGGAGGGGCCGGAGCGCGGCUGCUGGCGCCGCUGCGGGAGCAGAGGGAGGAGGCGGCGCGUCCCCUGAGGCGUGCGCCGGGACGGACGGACCAACGGACGGACGGACGCGCAGAGGGAGCGGGUCGGCGGCGAGAAAUCCGCUGGCAUUGUGGGACCGCUUCAGGGCUGCCCAGCGAACGCAGACUUGCUUCGUGUGUUGCGGACAGGUCUGGGGCAGGUGACAGCCCCGUGUCCCACCAUCAUGGACCCAGACGGACUUUUUGAUGAAGAGACCCCCAGCAGUCGACGCCAGCCUGGGCGAUUUGGCUGUCAAAGGUUUUGACAAAACCUGCCCUGUUCCGUUUGGGGGACUCCGAAUGAGGGAGAUUACAGACACCUUCACUGAGAAGCCAAGGACAUUUCUGUAUAAUCAGUGGAUGAAAGGAUUUUCUCAGACGCUUUUUUCCUUUUCCUGGAGAAUUAAUCCACCGCAAUCUACAAUUCCAGUGGAGACCGCCAGACUGAGGAUGUGGCAGGAGCCUAGAGAGCCUUCCGAAUUGUUCUGGACCCUUCCUUUAUCAUAGGGGAGUGUAAGACUUGCCCCCGCCGCCCCUCCCCCACCCCCUCCUGCUGAGCUGGGCUCUUUAACUGGUGCUCCGUUACUGAAUUAACUUCUGUUUCCAAAACUGCUCUCUGGAGCUAUCAGUGAAUUGCCAGAAAUGAGCGAUUAAGUGCUGGGAGAAGAGGAAGCGGCCUGUGUUGUGUCUCCUCUCGGCUGCCGACAUGAAGUGCUUUUUCCCGGUGCUGAGCUGUCUGGCUGUGCUGGGUGUAGUGUCAGCACAGCGGCAAGUCGCCGUCCAGGAAGGGCCCUUGUACCGCACGGAGGGCUCCCACAUCACCAUCUGGUGCAACGUGAGUGGCUACCAGGGGCCUCCCGAGCAGAAUUUCCAGUGGUCCAUUUACCUGCCCUCUGCCCCCGAGCGCGAGGUCCAGAUUGUCAGCACCAUGGACCCUUCUUUCCCUUACGCCAUCUACACCCAGCGUGUCCGCAGCAAGAAGAUCUACGUGGACAGAGUCCAGGGGAACUCGGCCUUACUGCACAUCACCGAUCUCCAGGCCCGGGAUGCUGGGGAGUAUGAGUGCCACACGCCCAACACCGAUGAGCGGUACUUUGGGAGUUACAGUGCCAAGAUGAACCUCGUGGUGAUCCCGGACUCCCUGCAGACCACCGCCGUGCCGCAGACCAUGCACAAAGUGGAGCAGGACCCCCUGGAGCUCACUUGCGAGGUGGCCACGGAGACGCUGCAGCACAGCCACCUGUCUGUGGCCUGGCUCCGGCAGAGGGGCGGCGAGAAGCCGGUGGAGGUCAUUUCCCUGAGCCGGGAUUUCGUGCUGCAGUCCAGCAGUGACUACGCGCAGAGGCAGAGCCUGGGGGAGGUGCGUCUGGACAAGCUGGGGGCCAGCACCUUCCGCCUCACCAUCUUCCACCUGCAGCCCUUCGACCAGGGCGAGUUCUACUGCGAGGCGGCCGAGUGGAUCCAGGACCCCGACGGCUCGUGGUACCCCAUGACCCGAAAGCGUUCCGAGGGGACCGUGGUCAACAUCCAGCCCACUGACAAAGAGUUCACCGUUCGGCUGGAAACGGAGAAGCGGCUGUACACGGUGGGUGAGCCGGUGGAGUUCAGAUGCAUCCUGGAGGCGCAGAACAUUCCCGACCGCUACUUUGCCGUCUCCUGGGCUUUCAACAGCUCGCUCAUUGCCAGCAUGGGCCCUAACGCCGUGCCGGUCCUCAACAGUGAGUUCACCCAUCGGGAAGCCCGGGGCCAGCUCAAAGUGGCCAAGGAGAGCGACAGCGUCUUUGUGCUGAAGAUCUACCACCUCCGCCAGGAGGACAGUGGCAAGUACAACUGUCGUGUGACGGAGAGAGAGAAGACGGUCAGCGGGGAGUUCAUCGACAAGGAGAGCAAGCGUCCCAAGAACAUCCCCAUCAUCGUCCUCCCCAUCACAGAUAACUGGGUAGUUAAAGUCCCCCAGCACCACCAGAUCCUGCCCCAAGGCCACUUGGAGAGCAGCAUCUCCGUGGAGGUGGCCAGCAAUGCCAGUGUGGUCCUGGAGGGGGAGAAUCUGCACCUCUCCUGCACCGUCCGCACGGCGGGCCGGCCACUGGGCCGCUUCUCCGUCGUCUGGCAGCUCGUGGACAGGCAGAACCGCCGCAGCAAUAUCAUGUGGCUGGACCGGGACGGCACCGUGCAGCCCGGCGCGUCGUACUGGGAGCGCAGCAGCUUUGGGGGCGUGCAGAUGGAGCAGGUGCAGCCCAACUCAUUCAGCUUGGGCAUCUUCAACAGCAGGAAGGAGGAUGAGGGCCAGUACGAAUGCCACGUGACCGAAUGGGUGCGGGCAGUGGACGGCGAGUGGCAGGUCGUUGGAGAGCGCCGGGCCAGCACCCUUGUCUCCAUCACAGCUCUCGAAACGGGCUUUGCAGUGACCGCCAUCUCCCGCACACCGGGGGUGACCUACAGUGACUCCUUUGACCUGCAGUGCAUCAUCAAACCCCACUACCCGUCCCGGGUCCCUGUGUCUGUGACGUGGCGGUUCCAGCCGGUGGGCACGAUCGAGUUCCAUGACCUUGUGACCUUCACCCGGGAUGGAGGGGUCCAGUGGGGGGACAGGUCCUCCAGCUUCCGGACCCGAACAGCCAUCGAGAAGGCUGAGUCCAGCAACAACGUCCGCCUGAGCAUCAGCCGAGCCAGUGACACAGAGGCGGGCAAGUACCAGUGUGUGGCGGAGCUGUGGCGGAGGAACUACAACAACACCUGGACACGGCUGGCCGAGAGGACCUCCAACCUGCUGGAGAUCAGGGUGCUGCAGCCGGUGACAAAGUUGCAGGUGAGCAAAUCCAAGAGAACCCUCACCCUGGUGGAGAACAGGCCCAUCCAGCUGAACUGCUCAGUCAAGUCCCAGACCAGCCAGAACUCCCACUUCGCUGUGCUCUGGUACGUCCACAAGCCCUCGGACGCCGACGGCAAGCUCAUCCUCAAAACCACCCACAACUCCGCCUUUGAGUACGGCACCUACGCGGAGGAGGAGGGCCUGAGGGCCAGGCUGCAGUUUGAGAGGCAUGUGUCCGGGGGCCUGUUCAGCCUCACUGUCCAGAGAGCUGAGGUCAGCGACAGCGGCAGCUACUACUGCCACGUGGAGGAGUGGCUGCUGAGCCCCAACUAUGCCUGGUACAAGCUGGCAGAGGAGGUUUCAGGGCGCACAGAAGUCACCGUGAAGCAGCCAGACAGCCGCCUGAAGCUCAGCCAGGCGCAGGGGAACCUGUCGGUUCUGGAGACGCGGCAGGUGCAGCUGGAGUGCGUGGUCCUGAACCGCACGAGCGCCGCUUCCCAGCUGGUGGUGGAGUGGUUCGUGUGGAAGCCCAACCACCCGGAGCGGGAGACCGUGGCCCGCCUCAGUCGCGAUGCCACCUUCCACUACGGAGAGCAGGCGGCGAAAAACAACCUGAAGGGCCGGCUGCACGUGGAGAGCCCGUCCCCGGGCGUGUACCGGCUCUUCAUCCAGAACGUGGCGGUGCAGGACAGCGGGACCUACAGCUGCCGCGUGGAGGAGUGGCUGCCCAGCCCCGGCGGCAUCUGGUACAAACGCGCGGAGGACACUGCCGGCCAGACCGCUGUUCGGGUCUCGCGACCAGAUGCUGCUCUGCAGGUGGACACAGUGGUCCCCAAUGCCACAGUGUCUGAGAAGGCAGCUUUCCAGCUGGAUUGUAGCAUCGUGUCUCGCUCCAGCCAGGACUCCCGCUUCGCUGUAGCCUGGUACUCCCUGAGGACUAAAGCUACAGGGAAAAGGGGUGGCCUUGGCCUGGAAGAUGGAGAGGAGGAAGAGGAGGAGGGGGAGGAUGAGGAGGAAGAGGAGGAGGAAGAAGACCCAACAGAGCGGACAGCCCUGCUGAGCGUGGGCCCCGACGCUGUCUUUGGCCCAGAGGGCAGCCCCUGGGAGGGCAGGCUUCGCUUCCAGAGGCUCUCCCCGCUGCUCUACCGGCUCACAGUGCUGCAGGCAAGCCCUCAGGACACGGGGAACUACUCCUGCCGUGUGGAGGAGUGGCUGCCCAGCCCUCAGAAGGAAUGGUACCGGCUGACAGAGGAGGAGUCAGCCCCCAUCGGCAUCCGUGUUCUGGACACAAGUUCUACUCUGCAGUCCAUCAUCUGCUCCAAUGAUGCACUCUUCUACUUCGUCUUCUUCUACCCUUUCCCCAUCUUUGGCAUCCUUAUCAUCACCAUCCUGCUGGUGCGCUUCAAGAGCCGGAACUCCAGCAAGAACUCUGAUGGGAAGAAUGGGGUGCCUCUGUUGUGGAUCAAGGAACCACACCUCAACUACUCCCCUACUUGCCUGGAGCCCCCUGUGCUCAGUAUCCACCCAGGAGCCAUAGACUAAGGGCGUCCCCAGUGGUCAUCAGCCACGGAGGAGCUGAGGCUCUCCCUGCUGCCUCUUGCUCUGCGAUCGGACAGCAUCUGACCUCUGGGACACUCUGGCAGAACAUGGUCAGACUUAAGUGUUCCAAGUCUCCGAUCGGUCAGAGACAGACUGCCUCUAGGUGGCAGUCUUGGUUGGUUAGCUAUUUUUGAGCAGAUGCCACCAUCCUGCAGAAUUAGGUUUCUUGUUUUUGUUUUUGGUAAUGUGGUGAGUAGCUGCCAGUGCCACAUCUACUCGCUGAUUUAUAUAGUAUUCUCAGAUAGAUGUUACAGGGGUUCUGAUUCUUUGUAAGUCUUUGGGACUCUUUUUUCAAUCCCUUUGGUUUACCCUUUUGGAUUCCAUUAUGUUGUGGACAAGUUUCUCUUAAAUAUAACUGAUAGCAGAUGGAAGGACGAACUUUAUAGCGCAAAGGAAUCUCUUCCAAGACUUUUGUUUUUGCACACUUGAAAAUGCCACCCAUGGGUCAAAAUAUACCCAAACGUUUUUUACUUUCUUAACGAGACUUGAAAAUUAUGUGUAGCGUGGGUCCAAUUUGUAUCUUAUCUUUUCCCUCAGCUGGAGUUGUUGGAACCACUUUGUAGUCAAGAUGAAAGCGUUGAAUUUUGCUUCAAAGAACUGUGUAUGUACAAGAUAAAUCCUACAUAACCCCAUUAGGAGUAGAGAGUUCUCAGUCUAGCCUGUUGGGGAGGCAAUAGGCUUCAUCCCAACCUUGCCAAAAAAUAAGCAGACUUUGUUGGAGAACAGAUCAGAAGCUCCAAACAGCACACACUUUGCAAGCUGAAGUGGGCAGAGGGCUGCCUUUAGCAGCUAUUGACUUUCAGAUUGAUCAAAGCCAAUGGUUAGUGAAGGAAGGAAAAAGGCUGGUCAUUGGCUUGGUCCGUUCUGCAAGGGCAGUCUCUAACUGGUAACUGAGAGCAGGUGGGCUUCUAUUUUAAGGUGCUUUGCCAAAUUCUUAAGGGAAAGUGGCCAGUGAGCCUGGAAAGGGGACAGCACUGAACCGAACACACAGGGCCCAGGCAGCCACCGCAUACACUGUCAGGGGGCACUGGGGCUGGCUGACAACUAAGGUCCUUGAAGAUGGGGACAGUCGGCAGUGAAAGGGGGGCUUCCAGAGCUUGGAGUUGGAGAGCAGGGAGGAAUGACUGCCUUCCUGGAACUAUGAAGACUAGAUUUUUCUGCUUCUUUACAAUUUGAUUUUUCCCAAAGGUAUUGAUGUCUUUCUUCUUCACCGUUUGACCUGCGUCUCACUGCCAUAAGGAUGCCUGCCCAGGAGAGGCCCAGAAGCAACCCUUUGUAAUCCUUUCGGAUUACCUUGUCUCAGCAGAAAGUGAUCACAUGUCUCUGUCUAUGGAUUUUUUGCCCUUCCCUUUCUUAGAUCUUGUUUGUGGUUUCAGGUGAUUUGGUUGUUCGUUGUCAUGGCGGCUUUUUAUUUGAAAGCCUCUUAGGGCCCAGCAAGGGCUAAUGUCGCCUGUUAUUUUACACUCAUGGGCAAGAUGCUUGGCUCCCCCGGAGCAUCACCAGUUGCAAGUGUUUCCUUUUGCUCACCCCAUGAAGAUGUUUUUAUGCCCUCGCUUUGCCGUAGUUUGCUGGCUAAGAGUGCCAUCUCCCUUCCUUGUGAACGUGCAUCUUGAAUCCCAAGGGAGUUCCCACUUACGAAAAAAGCCACCAGGGACUCUAGAAUGAAGUCGAACCAGAGAGAUUGUGGUGAAACCCUGUUCUGAGACUGAACAGACUCCAGGAGAGGCUGUGGGAUUCCAGGCCACAUGGGUGCUGAGCCCUGCUGGGAUCUGCGGGCGUGCAGGUGCUUUGCUGUGUCACAGCCGAGGGGCAGCAAGGCGAUCCUGGCCGUUUUCGGAAGGCCUUCCGUAGCCUGCCUUCCCUCCCUCCCAGAUGAGAUGUGUAGACACAGCCACCUUAACCCCACUGAUGCCUCACAUGCUCAUGCCCAUUUCUUAUGCUGCAUCAGUGCUUUAGAGGUACGGAACAGAAGCGGUGGUGAGGGAAGAAGGCCGCCAUGAGCCCCAUUUCUUCAUUUCAGGGCUGUGGGCUUCAGUGAGAAGUUGCUGGCCCCUAAUGUAUAGACUGAGUCAAGGCAGGAAGAGGACGUACUUUCCUUCCAUCUGAAUGGAAAGAUGCCGGAGGGCUGGCUGGAACUGGGAUGUGUAACGAAGAUUUGAGUUUGAAUUGGUUCACACGUGUAGAAAAGCUGGUGCUGCGCAUAAGUGAGCGAAGAGGUCGCAGAGGAUUCGAAAGGGAAAAAAAAAAAAAAGAAACCGAAAACAGUAUUUUAAUAAUUGCUUUUUUUUUGCUGUGCAUUUUCUAUUAGGCCAGGGGAUACCGUCAAAGGGUAAGCUUUUCAGCUUUCUGUGAAAAUCCCCGGGACCUUCUUUCUUUGGCCAUUCCUAUGGAAAUGUGGCGUCCGAUGAGUGGUAAUGGUGUCCUCCAGUGGCUGGGAGACCUCAUUGCACGCUGCCUGCUGGCGCUUUCAUCCUCUGAGACCCGGAGAGGAAAGCUGCUGACUGCUCUCUUGACUUACCUACAUCUCCGUCAUUGCAUUAAUGGAAAACUACACUGUGCUAGGCCCAUUCCCAGACAUGGAUACGACCACACCCUCUUUCCCCAGGGUGUUUCUGUAGCAAGUUUUCAUAUUCUUUUCCAAACAACGGUUUCUCUGCUUUAACUGUUGAAGAAACAAAACAAAACAAAACAGAGGUGGGGUAAGCAGACUUCCCGUGCAUGAUGUAGAGAGCUGUUGAUUUGUUUUUGUUUGUUUGUUUUUUUAAAACGAAAACUAUUUGUAAGAUGUUGCACUAAAAUGUUUUAUAUACACUUCAGAGACCUGUAGUAAAUUAUGUUGAAAAUAUGGCUGUUUACAUCGA
Molecule: messenger RNA, 7336 nt
Organism: Vicugna pacos (alpaca)
Lineage: Eukaryota; Metazoa; Chordata; Mammalia; Artiodactyla; Camelidae
Gene: IGSF3
Product: immunoglobulin superfamily member 3
Cellular component (GO): membrane
Source: RefSeq, a predicted model, not a curated record